AUGUUUCUCACACGUUCCGAGUAUGACAGGGGGGUGAACACCUUCUCUCCAGAAGGCAGGCUCUUUCAAGUAGAAUAUGCCAUCGAAGCAAUCAAGCUUGGCUCUACAGCCAUUGGUAUCCAGACAUCAGAAGGAGUAUGUCUUGCAGUCGAGAAGAGGAUCACAUCACCUUUAAUGGAGCCCAACAGCAUUGAGAAGAUUGUAGAGAUAGAUGCUCAUAUAGGCUGUGCUAUGAGUGGCUUAAUUGCAGAUGCAAAGACAUUAAUUGAUAAAGCUCGGGUUGAAACACAGAAUCACUGGUUUACUUAUAAUGAAACAAUGACAGUAGAAAGUGUCACACAAGCAGUCUCCAAUCUAGCACUGCAAUUUGGAGAGGAGGAUGCUGACCCUGGAGCCAUGAGCCGUCCAUUUGGAGUUGCUCUUCUAUUUGGUGGUGCAGAUGAAAAAGGGCCUCAGCUUUUUCACAUGGAUCCUUCUGGGACAUUUGUUCAGUGUGAUGCCCGGGCCAUUGGCUCUGCUUCUGAAGGGGCUCAGAGCUCACUACAGGAGGUUUAUCAUAAGUCAAUGACUCUGAAAGAAGCCAUUAAAUCAUCGCUAACUAUCCUAAAACAGGUGAUGGAGGAAAAAUUGAAUGCCACAAACAUUGAGCUUGCAACGGUAGAGCCUGGAAAGAAAUUUCAUAUGUACUGUAAGGAGGAGCUAGAAGAGGUUAUAAAGGACAUUUGA
Molecule: messenger RNA, 726 nt
Organism: Staurois parvus
Lineage: Eukaryota; Metazoa; Chordata; Amphibia; Anura; Ranidae
Source: the annotation of a GenBank genome assembly